Molecule: messenger RNA, 932 nt
Organism: Suillus clintonianus
Lineage: Eukaryota; Fungi; Basidiomycota; Agaricomycetes; Boletales; Suillaceae
Exons: 5
Coding region: 13-633 (206 amino acids)
Molecular function (GO): protein binding
Source: RefSeq, a predicted model, not a curated record
UUCACCUUGAUUAUGGAGGAUGUCGAUGAUUACGCCAAGACGAUCUAUGAGUUCGACGCGUCGACGCUGGAGACUGUCGGAACUCCUUUCGAAGGACACACCGACCUUGUCACAGGUUUAGCACUUUCAUCUGACAGCACUCUCCUCGCUAGCGCUUCCUACGAUCACACUAUCAAGCUCUGGGCCUUCGAGCACCGCCAACUUCUCGCUACCUUCAACGUUCGAAAUCCUGUUACCCUUGUCCUCUCACCUGACUCGUGCCAACUAGCUUACACGACAUCCACCUACAAUGAUAACAAAAUCUACGUAUGCAGCACCCCACUCGACGUCCUUGCUCAGGUUGGGACCAGCGCAUGCAAAAAUAUAACCCUUGAUGAUGUACUAAAAUCUAAUGCAACUCGUCGUCUUCCUGUCGUGCGCCGCAAACCACCAAUAUAUGUAUAUGUCACACCUAUGUCGCAGAGACCGCCUACAAUAGACCUAGAUCCACAGCAACCUAUUUCCCUUCGCCUCCGUAGACUUCUUCUAUUCACAUCUCGCACGAACGCAGUCCCUCCUAAUCAGAAGAUUCGAAACAAUCAACUUCGUGGCCCACUGGAUGUAUGUCUCUUUUCUUCUCUCUUUCACAGUUGACUUCACACUCACAAUGUAGUUCCCUGCUACGUCGCCCCUACCCCACCCUCUCUCGGGGCGCACCACAACUCAGGGACGUUCAGAUAUCAAGUUUUCGGGCCAGAACUCUCGAUCACCGCCAAUCACCCAAUCAUCUGCCACCUCCAAUGUCCGCCCACACAAUCUGUCAUCCUGGUGGCCCGUUCGUGCGAGUCAAGCACAGCCGCCUAUCGUCGAUGUUCCUCUCGCGCAGGGUAAAGAGCGCAACGCUGCAGCGGAUGCUCCCAGAAAAGACGAUGAUAUAGUACCUGAUGAAUACU